Messenger RNA from Schistosoma haematobium, 10100 nucleotides. RefSeq names its product Ras protein-specific guanine nucleotide-releasing factor. Gene Ontology annotation, molecular function: guanyl-nucleotide exchange factor activity. Gene Ontology annotation, biological process: positive regulation of GTPase activity; Ras protein signal transduction. Gene Ontology annotation, cellular component: plasma membrane. The transcript has 31 exons. The coding region runs from base 5246 to 9238 and encodes 1330 amino acids. The record is from RefSeq and is a predicted model, not a curated record. Lineage: Eukaryota; Metazoa; Platyhelminthes; Trematoda; Strigeidida; Schistosomatidae.
UUCUGAUCAAAUUCAUAUUAGCCAUUAUCAUCAUUUAUAUUAUUUUAUAAUGUCAAACUUAUGCAACAUAAAUUACAUUUUUAAUAUUUAAGCAACAAACAAACAAAAAAGGAACAAAAUAAACCCAGUUUCUUUUGUUGCUAAGUUAGCAACAACAAAAUAGAAUUUUACCGAAUUGUUAUAAAAGUUCUAUAUCUUCUAUAUGACAUAAUAUAAUUUUUUUGUGUGUGUGAUGUACACAAUUUUCAAAUGUCAAUUAUGAGAUCAUAAAAGAAAAAUACAAAAAAUACAUUUGAUCCUGAUUUAAAAAUUAUACAAACAUUAGAAUAAGUACAACACAAAGAGAAGAUCGAAUAUAUAACGUAAGGAGUGUGUGUGUGUGUGAUCGAUUGUGGAUAAUUGGAGAGAUGAACUAAAUACAACAGAACAUUAGGAUCAUUUAUUCUGGUAACAAUUAUCAUCAUCAUCAUCAUAAAUAUACUACUUAUAAUCAUCAUAAUAAUAAAAUGCAAAAAUCAAUUCGUGCAAAUGAGCAUCAAUUAUAUUAUUUAGUGAAUAAAGCUCGUGAAAAUGGUUUAGCUAAAUUAUCUGGUAAUUUAUGGAAAAGAAGUUUAGAUACUGGUAAAUGGCAAUUACGUUACUUUAUAUUAUAUCAGAAUUUAUUGUUUUAUUUCGAUGGUGAACGUGCAGAAAGACCAUCUGGUGUUAUAUUUUUAGAAAGUUCUUAUUGUGAACCAAAUGUUAAUUUAAAAUCUGGACGAGAUGAUAAAACUGGUGGACAACAAGGAAACUACUUCACGAUAUCAUAUCGUAAAGAAGGUGUCCGUCAAUAUGAUCUACGUGCUGAUACUGAAGAAGAAUAUUUCAUGUGGGUUGAUGCAAUCAAUGGUGCCAGUUUCAGUAAAUUGUUAGAAUUAAAACAAGAAGCUGAACAGAAACAAUUACAUUUAUCACAAAUACUUGAAACAGAACAACGAGCUAAAUGGCAUUAUGUUAAACAAAUUGAAGAAUUAACCGCUGAAAUAAAACAAUUAAAGUAUGAAUUCAAUGAAUAUCGGAUUGAUCGUCGAUUUAAUUUAGAAUUGGAAAAUGAAUCAGAAGAGUUGAGAAAAGUUAAAAAGGUGCAAUCAUUCUUUCGUGGUUGGUUAUGUCGUCGCCGGUGGAAACAAAUUGUUGAAGAAUACAUUCGAUCAGAUCAUGCUGAAUCAAUGCGUCGACGUAAUAGUAUUGUAUUUGGCUUAGUUGAAUGCGAAGACGAAUAUGUUCAACAAUUGUCUAUAUUAGUCACCUGUUACUUGAGACCGUUUCGUAUGGCUGCGAGUUCGAAAAAGCCUAUUGUUAGUCAUGAAGACGUGAAUUCAAUAUUUUUAAAUGCUGAAGCAGUUUUAUUUUUACAUCAAGUUUUUGUUCAAGGUUUACGGAAUAAAAUGGAGAAUUGGCCUACUUUACAAUUAGGUGAUCUAUUCGAUUUAUUAUUACCAAUGUUGGGAAUCUAUCAAGAAUAUGUACGUAAUCAUCAUUAUUCAUUACAAGUAUUAGCAGAAUAUAAACAACGUCCAGAAUUUACACAUAUGCUUAAACGUCUUGAAGAGAAACCAUUAUGUGAAGGUAGAUCAAUUGAAUCGUUUUUAACUUAUCCAAUGCAUCAAAUUCCACGUUACAUAAUCACUUUGCAUGAAUUACUUGCUCAUACACCAUAUGAUCAUGUUGAUAGGAAGAAAUUAGAGUUUGCUACAUCGAAAUUAGAACAAAUAUCUCAUAUUAUGCACGAUGAGGUCAGUGAAACAGAAAAUAUACGCAAAAAUUUGGCUAUUGAACGUAUGAUUGUAGAUGGAUGUGAUUUAUUGCUUGAUGUCAAUCAAGUAUUUGUACGUCAAGGUACAUUAAUUCAAGUUAUGUGUGACAAAUUACGUUCCUCUCGUCCAAGAUUAGGAAAUUUUGGAUCAUCUUAUCGUGAAAGAAAAGAAGCUGUACGUCAAGUAUUUUUAUUCACUAAUCAUUUAUUGAUUACUGCUCGUACUAAUAAUGGUAAAUUAAGAUUAGUCAAAAACUGUGGUAAAAUCUCAUUGGUUGAAUGUACUUUAGUUGAAGAUACCACAACAGAAUUAUUCAAUGUGGAUGAUGAAGAUCAAUUGAAUGUUACAAAUGAACAAAAAUGCCAACAAGACAAUACAUCACACAUGACAAAAAACAAUACAACACCAUUAAAUGUAAAUACUAAUGUUGAAUUAAAUACGCGUAAUUCUAUUCCAAUGAGUACACUUGGUACCACUCCUACUAUUAAUACUACUACAACGAGUAAUAGUAUUAGUAAUACUACAUAUGAAUUAGGUCAACAACUUCCACAGAAUUUACAUAAACGUUACAUAUGUCCAGAUUCAACACUUAAUCGAUAUACCUAUGUAAAUAAAUCAAAUCAAAUGGAUUCAAUAUCAAAGUCUACAACGAUAACAGGUACAGUACAACAACAAUCGAUUCCAUGUCUCUCUCCACAACAUAGACAUUCUACCUCAUUAUGCAUAGGAACUAAUAUUAGUAAUAAUGAGAAUGAAUUACAUGAUGCAGUGACAAACUGUUGUAUUACACCAAUAUGUAGUACGGAUAGUUAUUCUCCUAGUAUUAAUACAAUCGAUGAGGCUCGUGUAGUUUUAGUUACUACUGUUACUACAAUGACAACUGCUAAUAUUGUUACUGCCACUACAAUGAACUCCACUAAUACUUCUUCUUCCUCUAUUCUACAUGGUCGUAAUAAUUCCAAUGUAUCAUAUUCAACAAUAACUUCACCAAUAAUCACGACAAUAAUAACACCAGAUAUAAAUAUUACGAAUUCUAGUCCAUUAUUAACAUCAUCAUCAUCAUGUAUUCAACCGACAAGUCCAUUAUCAUUUUCAAUGUUACAUCGAUUCAGUAGUAACAUGGGUUUAUUUAAUUCAAUUAACAAUAACAACAAUAAUAAUACAUGUAUUAAUGACAAAACAGAUUAUGGUAAUUUGGAUUUUCGUUUAAUAUGGGAACCAAAAAAUGGUCAACCAACAAGUAUAUGGCUUGUUGCAUCAACAUUACAAGAGAAAGCUGCAUGGUGUUCUGAUAUUAGUCAAUGUAUUGAACAAUUGCAUUAUGGAGAUAUUUUAAAUUCAGCUCAAUCGGAUGUUUCUUCUGUAGCAAUGCCUCAGUCUAUUCGAUCGGAUCCAAAAUUGUUUAAAGAUGAUGUAGAUAUUAAAUUUAGUCAUACAUUGAAUUCAUGUAAAGUACCACAGAUUCGUUAUGCAACAGUUAGUCGUUUACUUGAUCGACUAACUGAUGCCAGAUUCUUAUCCAUAGACUUUUUGAAUACUUUUCUACUUACCUACCGUGUAUUUACCACUGGUCUGUCAGUGAUAUGGGCAUUAAAUCAAGUUCUAGCAAAUCCGGAUGUAGAAAAUGGUGGAAAUGCACUAUAUUCUAAUCAAAAUCAAUCAAUUACAUAGUGAGUGUUUACUACUUUUUCUCGUUGUUACUAUGCAACUUUUAAAGAACUUUUUGUUACGAAAUAUUAUUCUAAAAUAACUUGUGAGUAAUUCUAAAUUACGAAACAGUUAGGAGAUUCUCCGAGUAUUAUAUGGGAUGUUCACUGACUACACAGACUGGAAACCUAAUAAAAAUGGACUUUAACAAUUGUACUUUGACCGACUGAAGAGAAAGAAUCCGGGAAAGUCAGAGCUGAACUAGAGCAAGUCUGUUUAUGAAGUAACAACUAUAAACUGGGUAUACCACAAAAACAACAAACUACAAAGAGAAAGUAAGUGAUCAGAUAACAUCAAAGGUCAGUGAGAUAAAAUGAAAUUCAAAAAGUUAUCGAGAUCUUCCGUGAAAUAGAAGACCAGAAAAUUUAAGAUUUUAGGUGGUCGUAGAAGAAAAUGAAAAUUCAAACAGGAAGUUUCAGUUCUAUCAAAACUGCAGAUACAUCGUUUAUUCAGUGAUUAUGAACAUGAAAUGUAUGUCUAUAUGUUUCGACGCAUUAAUCUUAAGCAUUUAGAUUGAAACACAAUGAAUAAUGACGUUUAGACUACUGGCUACAUUGAUCUGUUUGAUUGACAGAUGCUGUGGGGGUUGAUGACUAAACUAUACAUGACACUCGUUUCUACUCUGCUCCUCCAAACAGUUAUCAUUUCAUUAUAACCAAUUCGCGGAGUGAGAAACUGGAAUUUAGAAAAAAUCUUAGGUUAGUUUUAUUCUAUUAUUUACAUCGCGUAAUGAAUUUAGUUAGAUAAAUUCAUUAAAAAUCGAGAAAUAUUGGAAAAAUCAUCAACAGUAUACAUCCACAACUUCUCCAGGAAUCGAGCCCAGGACCUUCGAGUCUUCCGGUGAGCUCUCAACCUUCAGAUCACUGAGUUGAAAUACAUUGGUUUGUAUGUCCAAAUUAAGUUAACCCAUGAUGUUUUACAACCAUCUUCCAAUGCCGUUAGUAGUGCAUGACACUCGAGAUGAUUGAACUUCACUGAUCACAGCCUCUUUCUUCUUCAAGUGUCAUGAUUUUAUAUAUUCUUCAAUCUUAUUCAGAAAUUUAUUCACAACCCAUAUUACCAAUCAUAUUGAUGAAAAUAUAGCGUUGAACUGAUGAUAGUGUUUGUAGAGCUGUGACUGCUGAAGAUUCUGCUUAAUAUCAAAUGUUAUUUUGAUUCUGAUUUAAAUGAAGCACCAUAACUUUCAUCAGUCUCAUGUUAAUUUCUAAGCCAUAACCGCUGGAAUCUAACCAUAUCGGCUGUGAGACAUUUAUUCAUCAUAGGAAACGGAUGAGAGUUAUGCAAUAAUGUGAAUUGAUUGAAGUUAGACAUUAACACCGUCGAAUGCCAGCUCAGUACUCAAGAAGUCAAGCAUUUGUGAGUUAAACCGAAGGUCCUGGGUUUAAUCCAUGUAAACGAGGUCGUGGAUGAGCACACUCCUGACUGUACAAUAUGUAAGCUAAAUACCAACAAUAUAAUACAUUCUUUGUCUUUUUUUUGUUUGUUUUUUGUGUUUGAAAUCUAUCCUAAGCUCUCAUUUUGAAAAUCCUGAACAACGUGAUCGAUUAUAUACAGCUAGACCAUCAGAAGUUUCAUUGAAUAUAAAUCGUUUACCUGUUUUAGAAGAAACUGUACAUAGUAACACAGAUGAUAUAUCAUCAAGUUCAAAUUCUAUUACACAAAUAGAAAAUCAAUUAGAAACUAAUAAUACUAAUACAACUACUAAUAAUAAUAAUAUAAUCAAUAGUAUAUCAAAUCAAUUAAUGACAAAUUUAUCAUUAAACAAACAAGAUUCAUUGAUGAACAAUGAAAUUUCAAUCACUUCAUCUCCAUUACCAACAACAGUUCAUUGUACUACUACUACUACUACUACUAAUAAUAAUAAUAAUAAUAAUAAUAAUAAUAAUAAUAAUGUAUCAAUGAAAUUGCAUAAAAAAUCAAUUCCUCUUCCAUUAUCUACAUCAGAAACAGUCAAAUAUUGUUCACCUUCUAUAACAAUAUCAAAUAUAAUGAGUCGAUCAGCAAUCAAUGAUAGUCAUAGUUCAUCAUUAUUAUUUGAUAAACAAUCUAAUAAACAUAUGAUAAAUAGAAGUUUUCAAUCAUCUACAAUUGUUACCAUUCCAAUUCAAACAACAUCUACAACGAUGUUAAUUCCACGUUCACCUAUUUAUAGUAAAUUUGUUGGUUUAAGAGAUGAUCCACCAUUAGAGUUGCCUAUUUUACCAAAUUUAAAAACAACGGAGAAAAAACAAAAACAAACGGAAUUCAAACAAAAAGUAGACAAUAUCAUCUUAUCUAAUUUAUCUUCAAUUGAACAAAAUGAAUCCAUGAAUAAUGUCAAAGAGCAUAUACGUUUAGCUCCAUUAGCAUCAUGUGAAGUAGUACCAGAUGAAUCGGAGACAAUCAAUAUUAAACAAGAAUCAUUCAAUAAUAAACAAUUAUCUGUAUCUAUAAACAAUAAUGUAAAUAAUAUAGACAAUCAAUAUCAAUCUAAUCCCGGUAUAACGAAUUCUCUCAAUCCUAAUUUACAUAAUAUAACAUGUAAUCAUUUAGAUAAUCAAUUGGAUCAAUGUAGAAAUGUGUUAAAUCAAGAAAAACAUUUCAAGUUGGAUCAUGUUGAAUUAACAAAACAGGAAGGAAUCAAAACAGGAGAACAAUACAAGCAUAAUUUAUUAGUAGACAUAUCAAAAUCAGAUGUGGCCAUAUCCAUUUCAUAUGAAAAUCAGCCAACUGAACAUUUUAAAUAUCCACCAACUGAAGAGAUUGAUUCUAAGAAUGUUACAAAGACAAAUGAGGAAAGUUUAGAUCAAUUAACGAUGUUGACUAAUCAACAACAAUUGAGUUUUCUUCACUGGCCAUCUAACAAUCUUAUUCAUAGCAGCAGCAAUAAUACUAAUAGUCAGUAUUCAAAACUAAAAAAAUCUCCAUCAUCACUUAAUUAUUCAAAUGACAAUAAUCGAUUAUUAGAGAGUUAUUUAAAUCAAACUAUUGGUUCAUCAUUACUGGCAGCAGAAACCAAUACAGAUCGGAUACAAUCACGAAGAAGUUUUGAUAAAGUUCCCGAAGAUAAUAUACAACAACAAGUAUCAUUGAAAUGUCAAAAACAAUUAAAAGAUACUACUGAAUUAUUAAAUCAUACUUCAAUGAAACAAUCAACAAUCAUGUUAAAAUCAUCAUCAUUAACAAUCAAUAAUACAACCAAAUAUUAUCCAGUUGCUGAGAGUUUAGAUUUAGCUACACGAUUAACAAUUUUAAAAAAAUCCCCUAAAUCAUUUACAGCAUGUCAAUCAUUAGCAAAACAUACAAUGAUUGCAGCAUUAAAUUGUUCUGGUGCAUUUGUACAUUUAAAACCAACCACAAUAAUACAAUAUCCAAUUCAUCAAUCAUCCAAUGAUGAACAUGAUAAUCAUAAUCAUACACAAUUAAAAUAUUUAGAUAAUUAUUUACAAUGUAAAAAUAUAAUGAUUCGAUCAUCUCCAUCAAGUCCAAAUAAGUAUUCAACAGAGAUUUGUUCAGAUAUUAAAAAUGCAAAACAAUGUGUGAAUAUACGUGGUACCUCUCAAGAAAGCGAGAACACUGAUAUAGAUUCAUUGAAAACUGUCAAACAUGUUUCUACGAAAUCUACUGAUGUUUUAGAAACUUCAACAAACAUUAAACAGUCAAUUCAAAGUCAUAACAAACAGACUGGAGUAGUCAAUUCGAAUCAAACAACAAAUGAAUUGCGUCAAACUAUUCGAAAAGUCAAUGGAAAAGAAAUGGACCAUUUAGAUGAAAACAAACCAUCCUUGGAAACAAUCAAUUCAUUAUCAUCAAAUAACAUUCAACGAAUUUCAGAUAUAAUGUUGAAAGAUAGAAAAGAUUCACUUAUUCCUCAACAAUUAGGAAUUAAUGACUGUGCCAGAGGAUCUGUAGUAUCAUGGUCCGGAGUUUCAAAUGUAUCAAAACCUAAACGUCCAUCAGUGUUCUCAUGCCCUGAAGCAGAAAUUGAAUCACCUAGAUCAAGUGUUAUAAAUCCAUCUCUUAAUGAAUUAGCUUCUAAUAAACGAACUCGACCAGGAGCAGUGGUCACUUCAUCUAGAAGAUCAAAACGACGAUCGAGUAACACAGCAGCUGCUCAAGCAUUUGCAGUCGCAACAGCAGGCAGUGCUAAUCCUCUAGCUGCAGUCGGAAUUAUGGGUUUAGGACCAAAUCUUUUUCGUUCUAGUGGUUAUCGUUUCACUGCUGGUACAGCGACUUCUGUAGCUUCACAAACUGGUCUAAGAUCAGGCCUAAUUCCUCAUUCCAAUCCUUCUAUUGGUAACAUUACUAAUAGUCCAAUUAUCAAUAGUGGUAGUAAUAAUAGUAGUAAUGUUAUGACUACAGUUUUAAUCAAUCGUUCACAAGUUCAAAAUACUCCUAACUAUACUUAUCCACUAUCUCCUGGUAUUUCUAAUAAAGUAAUGUCACUAACAACCAUGGGAACAAGUGGAACAGUAGUAACAACAACAAUAAUGACUUCAUCAAUGGUAUCAACAACACCGACAGCAAAUACUACAUUUCGUUUAAAUUUAAAUAAGAGUGGACUGAAUCUAAAUACAACAUCAACACCAGGAACAAUAACAAAUACUAAUUCAACAUCAAAUAACAAUACAUUCAAUUUUCAUCCGUAUAAUUUAACCAGUCCAACUUUAUUACAAUCAUCAUGUCUUGGUGUUGGAUCCAGUACAGGGCAUUGUACAAAUCAAGCAAAAAGAAAUACAAUGUUAGCGACAGCAUCAUGUUUACGUGUAUUGAAUGUUGUAAGACAUUGGAUAACUAAAUUUCCAGAUGAUUUUGAAAGUGAUCCGGUUUUAAAACGAGAAAUGCAAACUCUAUUAGAUACUUUAGUCACUUGUCCUCAUUUAAUGCCUAAUGAUCAAAAAGUAGUUAAUCAAUUAUUACUUCAAAUGAUUUCUGAUCAAUUAGUACAAGAUAGAAUUGAUCUUGAUAGUAUAUUAACUCCAAGACAAAUCCCAUCAGAGAAAAAUUUUGAUCAACUAUCUGCAUUGGAUAUUUCAGAACAAUUAACUUUUCUAGAUUUUCAAAUAUUUCGGUCAAUACGUAGCGAGGAAUUACUUAAUCAAUCUUGGAUGAAAUUAGACAAAGAAGAGAAAGCUAAACAUGUUCUGCUUGUUUGUAAACGAUUCAAUGAGGUUAGUCGCCUAGUUGUUUCUGAGAUUAUAUCACGAACAGAUUUAAAUGAUCGAGUUAUGUGUAUUGAUAAAUGGGUUGCUAUCGCUGACAUUUGCCGGUGUAUGCAAAAUUACAAUGGUGUAUUACAAAUAUGUUCAGCAUUAGUCAAUAGUUCUGUAUAUCGACUUAAACGUACCUGGGAACGUGUUAAUAAACAAACAAAACAAUCAAUUGAUCGUUUACAAAUGCUUGUUGCAUCCGAUGGACGGUUUAAAUCAAUGCGUGAAGCUUUACAUAGAUGUGAUCCUCCUUGUAUUCCUUACCUUGGAAUGUAUUUAACGGAUUUAUCAUUUAUUGAAGAAGGUGCAUUGAAUAUUACAGAGAAUAAUUUGGUCAAUUUUUGUAAAAUGCGUAUGAUAGCUCAUGUGAUACGUGAAGUUCAACAAUAUCAUCAAACACCAUAUCUUAUAACGCAUAGACAAGAAGUUACUGAUUAUUUAUUAGAUCCAUCAAGAUUACUUGAUGAAGAACAAACUUAUCAAGCAUCAUUAAUUAUUGAACCAAGACAAUCGAUUAAUCGACAAUCUUUAUCAGGAUUUACAUAAUCAAUCAAUCAAUCAAUAAUAUGACAUGGAAACUAGAAAUCAAGAUAUUGAUUAUUUUCUAUAUAUUUAAAUAAAUAUAAAUGUAUCAAUAAUGAUUAAAGAAUUAAUUGCCUUGUUGUCAAGUGUUUGUUUUAUUUUUUAUUUUCUUUCCAAACUAUAUUCUUUCUUGAUUGUUUUCUUUUGUACUUCUCUUUUAUAUCAUUUAAAUGUAUUAAAAAAACAAAAGGAGUACUUUAUUUGAAUUUAGUUACUAAGUCAAUAUGUUUGCAUUGAUAUGUGAUUGGAAAACAAAAAAAAAGUGAUUUAUGUUUAUCAUCUUUGAUUUCUAUAUUGAUUGAGGGUUUGUUUUUUCUGUUUAUUAUGUAAUCAUUAUUUGUGAUUUAUCAAUAUGACCAUUGUACAUUCCAUAAUACACUCUUUUUUUUAAAUUCUAGGCAGUUUUCUUUUUUUGUUGCUUUGGUUUUGGACAUAAAUGUCAUUUUCAUUUGGAUUCUAUAAGAAGAAAGUUAACUACUAUCUAUUACAUAAUAAUAGUAAGAGUUAUAACUAGUUAUCUUUGAUUGUUUUUUUCUCUCUGAUCAUUCUUUCAUCUAUGAUUUAUCUAGUUUAUUUUCAUUGUAUGUGUGCUCAUACCCUCUUGACCAUCAAUAUGACCAGCCCUCUCUCUCUCUCUCUCUCUAUAUAUAUAUAUAUAUAUAUAUAUAUAUGUAUGUAUAAGUUUCUUUAGAUUAUUUCCUUUUGUCUGUUCCUAUGCAACAUUCCAUUAGUGGUUUUAAUGUGUUCAAAGAAAAGAAAUGAGAAAACAAAAUACUUUUUCCAUGACAGGUUGUAAAUUGCCUAAUUUCUUAUUGUUUCUCUCUCU